GCAGAAUAUUUCCAGUUUGAGGGGUUACACCGGCUGCAGAAGAUCCUUCACCAAAAACGUCCUAGAAAAUGUUAAAAUUACACAGUCUGAAAUAUUGUGUUGGGAAUAGCCACUUCAGACUUUUACAGCCUCUGACAUCUUCAGUAGACAAUGCUUUCAAAAGUUACAGCUCUGCAUCAGACAGAGACUUUCUACACAGAAGCAUUCUACCCACUGACCACUUUCAGGCCAGUCUUCCAAGACUUCCGAUCCCCCAAUUAGAGGAUACCUUACACAAAUACCUUGAGUGUCAACGGCAAAUACUGACUGAUGAUGAAUAUGAUCAAACAGCUGACAUUGUGAACAAUUUUAAAGCCAAUGAAGGUCCAGAUCUACAGAAGAGAUUAAUAGCUAAAGAUAAACAAAAUAAACACACAAGUUACAUUACAAAGCCAUGGUUUGACAUGUACUUGAAGUCCAGAUCACCCAUUGUAUUGAAUUACAAUCCCUUCAUGUCCUUCCAAGAUGACCCACGGCCAGAAUAUCAGAACCAGCUCAUUCGCUCAACAAAUAUGAUUGUAUCAUCACUAAAAUUCAUGAAGACAUUGAGGGCUAAUAUCCUGGAGCCCGAUAUCUAUCAUCUGUUUCCAGCAAAGUCAGACAACAUGAGGUUCAGGAAAAUCAUGAGAAUGAUUCCGUCUUCUUUUGCCUUCUAUGGAGCAUAUCUCUACAAAGCUUUUCCUUUAGACAUGAGCCAGUAUAAAAAUUUAUUCAAUUCAACGAGAAUUCCAAGACGUGGAAAAGAUGAAUUAGUUGUGAACAAAGAGGCAAAACAUAUGCUGGUAAUGAGAAAUGGACAUUUCUAUGUGUUUGACGUCCUGGAUAGUGAUGGACACGUAAUUGAGCCAGGGGUUAUAAUGUCUUGUGUUAAUCAGAUCAUGAAGGAUCAGAGUCCCCCCUCCACAGAACCGGUAGCUGUGUUUACUGCAGAGGACAGGGACGUGUGGGCCUCCUACAGGGAAAAACUCAUCAGUCUGGGCAAUGAGGAGACAUUGAAGCUGAUUGAUUCUGCGGUGUUUGCCCUUUGCCUGGAGGACGGUAAACCAACAGACCCUAAUGCCAUUACCAGAAUGUUUCUUCAUGGAGAAGCUGGAAGAAUCUGGUUUGAUAAAAGUUUGUCCCUAAUAAUGACUGGCAGCGGUAAUGCCUGUGUGAACUUUGAGCAUGCUUGGGGUGAUGGAGUGGCAGUGCUGCGAUACUUUAAUGAGGUGUUUGAUGACUCUACAAUGAAGUCUGUUGUACAUCCUUCUACUCCAGUACAGGACAAUCCAGCAAAUGUCAAGAAACUUGAAUUUAAACUUGAUCAAGAGAUGAAGGAUAACCUUCAGAAAUCUGUUAAAAAGUUCAAUGCAACAAUGCAGAGUUUGGAUGUGGAUCACCUGGAAUAUUACAAAUACACCAAGAAAUACGUGAAGAAAAGUGGAAUGAGUCCAGAUGCACUAAUGCAACUUGCCAUACAGAUGGCCUAUUACAGACAAUAUAAACAAACUGUAGCUACAUACGAGUCCUGUAGCACUGCAGCCUUUAAGCAUGGCAGAACUGAAACAAUCCGUCCAGCCACUGCGGAGACCAAGAGAGCUUGUGCUCUGUUUGUAGACAAAAACCAUCCUGAGCCAUCAGUAGAGGAACUCAAGAAUGCCAUGAUGGCUUGCUCUAAAAAGCAUGGCUCACUUACCAGGAAUGCUGCUAUGGGUAAGGGGUUUGACAGACACUUGUUUGGACUUAAAACGCUUGCUGAGGAGGAAGAUGGCAAACUUCCACAGAUGUUUAGAGACCCAAACUAUCAGAAAAUUAACCAUAUCAUUUUAUCAACAUCCACCGUGUCUAGUCCAGCCAUUCUAAUUGGUGGAUUUGCACCAGUGACUCAAAACGGAUAUGGAGUUGGUUAUUCUAUAGAAGAAAGUAGGAUAGGAUUUAACGUAACCAGCUACCCCCCUGCAAGAGAUGCCCCAGGCUUCAUAGAAUGUGUCACAAAAUCCUUGGAUGAUAUGUACGAAGUUUUAGAAGGCCGACAUCCGAAAAGAUCAAAGUGACGUCAUAAAUACUGAGAGUAAAAUUUGAGGGAGCAAAAGCCUGUCAUAUAAGAAUUUUGAUUAUAAUUAUUAAUGUUUAAGUGAUGGAAUAUAUUCUUUCUCUCCGUGAUUGUUUGAAUCUUUUCAAAUGAAUGCAUAAUUUCUUUAAAAAUGAUUUGUUAACUGCUUUAGUAUCCUAGAUGAACAAAUACUUAAAAAUAAUUUUAAAUCUUACAAAGUGUGUGCUGAAUUGACACUUCGAACUAGACUUUGUCAUUGUUUAUUAUAUUGUACUCAGAUAUAUGCUCCAUAGAUCUUCUUUUUGCAUAUUUCCAAGUUCGGUAGUUUUUUUUUAAUUCCAUAAACAUUAUAUAUUAAAGGGGAUAAGACAUGCACCAAUCCAUAAUUGUUUUUUAUCUCAGGAAUUUCUGUCUUUUUUUCCAAGUGCUAUUUAUAUCAAGUGAAAUUAAAAUAUGUAAUUGUAUAUCCUCAAAAUUUUUGUAUUAAAAUUUUAACUAUAUUUAAAACAAUGUCUUAAUGUAAUAAUGUUAUACAUACAUUUAGAUUCUGUUAAGUUUUCAGUAGUAUUAAUCUUUUAUUACACAACGGGCACAUUAUAUCAUCUGUGGAAAAAAAAUAAUAUAAGAAAGCUCCGUCUCAAGAUGUGGUUUAUUAAUAGUGAAGAACAUUAAUUAUUAAUUUUAAAAAAAAAUCUUUUAAGUUGAUAGGUUCUAAUAAUAUUCUGAUAAUUGGUAAUUAAGAUUUGCAUUCAGUUACGCUUUAAUCUAAGAUUUCCAUAUCGGAUUUGGAUUAGAACAUAGCUAAACUUCUCACCUCAUGCAAUAAUGUAAGUAUUUUUACAAAGUACAAUUAGGAUAGGAUGUGCAUUUACUUAAUUUCAAAAAAUCAUAUUUUUGUACUGUGAUAUUGUAGCGUUCAAAUGUAUGUAUUAUUUGAAUAUUAAACUUUAUUUUCAACUUUA
Saccostrea cuccullata (small rock oyster) is the source of this 3033-nucleotide messenger RNA. RefSeq names its product carnitine O-palmitoyltransferase 2, mitochondrial-like. Gene Ontology annotation, cellular component: mitochondrion. Lineage: Eukaryota; Metazoa; Mollusca; Bivalvia; Ostreida; Ostreidae. The transcript is spliced from 15 exons. Gene Ontology annotation, molecular function: carnitine O-palmitoyltransferase activity. The record is from RefSeq and is a predicted model, not a curated record. Bases 69 to 2072 code for a protein of 667 amino acids. Gene Ontology annotation, biological process: fatty acid beta-oxidation.